This is a messenger RNA of Salvia splendens (bonfire salvia), 1610 nucleotides long. RefSeq names its product UDP-glucose 4-epimerase GEPI48. Gene Ontology annotation, molecular function: UDP-glucose 4-epimerase activity. Gene Ontology annotation, biological process: galactose metabolic process. The record is from RefSeq and is a predicted model, not a curated record. Lineage: Eukaryota; Viridiplantae; Streptophyta; Magnoliopsida; Lamiales; Lamiaceae. The coding region runs from base 431 to 1468 and encodes 345 amino acids. Gene Ontology annotation, cellular component: cytosol. The transcript has 9 exons.
GCCAAGAAAGCGCUGUAUUCCCUUCCCUACUUUCACAAAGUCCCAACUUUUCAAAAGUUUAAAGUUCUAAGAAACUUCAAAUCGAUUCCCAGAAAAAUAGAAAACCUCAAAAUUAAUUCUGGGAAUUCUAUAAAAGGCAGAACUUUAUCGACAACGAGACAAGAAUCUCUACAUCUUACUUGACCCACCUCACUUUUUCUCCAUAAGUAUAAUUUUCAGGGAUCAUCCAAUCAGCGAAAGAUACAGUUUUCAUAGUAGUAGUAUUUAUUUAUUAUCAAAUCACUGAAUUAAUUAUAUCGAGCCUCUAAUUGUAGUGCCCUUAUUCGAUCUCAGUGGUAUAUAUAUACUGUUUGCUCACACUGUGAUCUCAGCUGGCUCUCUUAUCAAUUUACUCGACAGUUCAUAUUUUUGGGUGAAGUAGUUGGGAAACAUGUCUUCGACUAUUCUGGUGACGGGCGGCGGCGGCUACAUUGGCAGUCACACCGUGCUGCAGCUGUUGCUCGGCGGUUACAAGGCUGUGGUGGUGGAUAAUCUCGACAAUUCGUCGGAAAUUUCCCUCAAGAGGGUCCAGGAACUUGCUGGGAAGCAGGGCUCCAAUCUCACUUUUCAUAAGAUUGAUCUUCGGGACAAGCCUGCACUUGAGGAGCUUUUUGCUUCCCAAAAGUUUGAUGCUGUUAUUCACUUUGCCGGAUUGAAAGCAGUUGGAGAAAGUGUGCAAAAACCCUUGCUGUAUUAUAACAACAACCUCAUUGGUACAAUUGUUCUGUUGGAGGUCAUGGCUGCCCAUGGAUGUAAAAGGCUAGUGUUUUCAUCCUCUGCUACCGUGUAUGGUUCACCAAAAACAGUCCCAUGCACAGAGGAGUUUCCCAUUAGUGCUCUGAAUCCUUAUGGAAGGACAAAGCUUUUCAUCGAAGAGAUAUGCCGUGAUCUUUACCAGUCAGACCCCACAUGGAAGAUCAUUUUGCUAAGGUACUUCAACCCAGUUGGUGCACAUCCUAGUGGUUAUAUUGGCGAAGAUCCAAGAGGAAUCCCAAACAACCUUAUGCCCUUUGUGCAACAAGUAGCCGUUGGAAGGCGACCUGCGCUUACAGUUUAUGGAACUGACUACGCCACAAAGGAUGGAACGGGAGUGCGCGAUUAUAUCCAUGUUGUGGAUCUAGCAGAUGGCCAUAUUGCUGCUUUGAACAAGCUCUCUGAUACUUCUGUAGGCUGUGAGGUGUACAAUCUUGGGACAGGGAAGGGCACAUCUGUAUUGGAAAUGGUAGCAUCUUUUGAGAAAGCAUCUGGGAAGAAACUUCCAUUGGUGAUGGCUGAUCGACGACCGGGUGAUGCUGAGGUCGUGUAUGCAGAGACGGACAAAGCUGAAAAAGAGUUGAAAUGGAAGGCGAAAUUCGGGAUCGAUGAGAUGUGUCGGGAUCAGUGGAACUGGGCCAGCAAGAAUCCCUAUGGUUAUGAACCAGCCAAGUGAAGUUGUGUAUUGUAAUAUGUGGCUUUUGUACCAGAAAUCUCCGGCACAGUGUGUUUAAUAUGAGAGUGUGAAUGCUGUAUGUUUUCAAACUCAAACUCCCUAAACUUAAUAAAAUGCUGGAUAAUAUCACUUUUUUCUAUAA